Messenger RNA from Corylus avellana, 1059 nucleotides. Its product is annotated as CASP-like protein 5B1. Gene Ontology annotation, cellular component: membrane. The record is from RefSeq and is a predicted model, not a curated record. NCBI's taxonomy places the organism in Eukaryota, Viridiplantae, Streptophyta, Magnoliopsida, Fagales, Betulaceae.
AGCUUAGAAACAGAAUAAACAACCAAAUACGCCAUUUAUUACAAGCUUAACAGAAAAAAGUGAAGGACUAUUUAUUUAAAUUUAAUUUAGCAUGUGAUUAAACAACUGAGUUUAGGGCUUUUAGUUUGCCAGAGGUUCGGUGGAUUCAUUGGCUUCAUAGGUGAAUGCGAUAAACCUCUCCCAUCUUCCACUCAUUAGUGGUUCCGAAUCCAAACCCUAGAGAUCUCCCAUAUUAUCUACAAAGAAAUCCAAAGCUUCUUUGCAACAUACGUACAGGUUUUUGUGCGAUUGAAUUUGUGAGAAUGGAGGUACCUGGAGAGCUUUGAGUUAGUGCGAGAGGAUUGUAGGGCCGGUUGCUGGGAAAAGAAGGCCCCGGAUUUUGCAAUUCGGAGAGGAGAUGAAGGUGUUGAUAGGGAGGCCAGGGUCGGUAAGUGGAUUGGUGUUGAGGUUAGGGCAAUGUGCAUUUGCUGCUACGGCGAUCGGGGUUAUGGUUAGCGCCUAUGGAUUUUCUUCCUUCACAGCUUUUUGCUAUUUGAUCGCAUCAAUGGGACUUCAAGUCUUGUGGAGCUUUGGACUUGCAUGUCUUGAUAUUUAUGGUUUGACAAGAAGGAGAGAUCUUCAAAAUCCAAUCCUAGUGAGCCUGUUUGUUGUAGGGGAUUGGGUGACUGCCGCUUUAUCUCUUGCAGCUGCAUGCUCAUCGGCAGGGAUUGUAGUUCUUUAUUCAAAAGACUUGCAUUUCUGCAAGGAUCCUCGUCUUCAUCUUCAUUGCGACAAGUUCCAAAUCUCUGUAAUUUUUGCUUUCCUCACCUGGGCUCUUGUUGCCGUGUCAUACCAUGUAAUGUUUUGGAUUUUAUUAUCCUCGGUUUAGAUGACUCAGGCUCUCCAGCCUUACAGAUGACACUUCCACUAUACAAGUUUUUCUUUAUCAACUUCUGAAUGCUGAUGGUUCUCCAACAUGUCUUGUUUUUUGUGCAAUUUUCAGGAUCCAUCCUCUUCAGUUGCAUCGAGUGUUUGUUAUACACUUUUUAUUCCAGUAUUGGAUUCCAUUCCAGCUUAACA